Paramuricea clavata is the source of this 4936-nucleotide messenger RNA. NCBI's taxonomy places the organism in Eukaryota, Metazoa, Cnidaria, Anthozoa, Malacalcyonacea, Plexauridae. The record is from the annotation of a GenBank genome assembly.
AUGGAAGCGCUGUACAGAAAUGUUCGUUUACCAGAGUCAGUACGCGGGAAGGGGGGUUGAAGGUCAUAUGCGCAAGCUCUAGUCAGAGCCCGUUGUCGAAUAGAAGAUAAGAAUUUAAACAUUUGCUUAAAUGAAGAUGAAGCACUGGGAUUUGUGAGAAUGUUAAUUAGUACCCACCUAUAUUCGGUAAUGUUUGACUGAUGUUUUGGACAUCUUUAAUACUGAACCUGAUCGUUUAUUUCAGACAAAAAUUACUGAAUUUUUCACUUGCACAUUGUGAGCCGAAUGCUAUCGAGGCAUUGUUGCAUUCAAGAAGUUUAUUGCAAACAAAGGUAACGGUAUUUUUCUUCUACGCUAAAUAUCAUACACGAGAAGGAGAAGCUAGCGUGUAUUCUUGAAGACCAAAUUAAACAGUACGUUUCAAUGUUUUUUACGCUGUUUUACAUUGCAGAUUCUUUAUUUUGAGCUGAGUGAAUUGAUGGAGGAAAUAGGGGAUCCGUUAGACUCGGUAUGUUUGUGGUUGCUCUCUAUCUUUGUAGAAAGUGGAAUGCUUUUACAUCAAAAGAGACGAAUGACCCUUGUCAUUCCGUGUAUUCUUCGGUAAAGGUGGAGUGACUUCUAGUGACACUAUCGAACGUUAGCAUCCAUCUUAAUUACAUGAUUUCUGUACAACAUGUUUAACUCAGCAGUGAGAUCUGUGGAACAUCAAAUCACUUUAUAGUAGCCUGUCAUAAACAUGACAUGUAUUACCUCUGCAUGAUCUAACCAGAUCAGUUUAAGGUAGUCCACAUUCAAGAACAUGUACUACCUCUGUAUGAUCUAACCAUGCUUAACUCAGCAGUAAGUUCUGUACAACAUCAGAUCAUUUUAAGGUAGCCCACUUUCAAGAACAUGUAUUAUCUCUGCAUGAUCUAACUAUGCUUUAACUCAGCAGUGAGUUCUGUACAACAUCAAGUCACUUUAAGACAGGGCAUGUACUACCUCUACAAUAAAUUUAUAAAGUAUUCUAUGCACUUCAGGACGAUCUAACAACGACUGGACAAAUAUCCAAAACAACGAGGACAAUCUUAUCCAGUGUCAGUGACGUAGGUUGGUGGACAGACACUUUACACUGGGUUAGACCAUUGCAUAAACCCACCAAUCAAAAUGAAGAACAGAGCACAGGGACAUCGCAUAAAGAACUGGAAUUUCAUUACCAUCCAUUUUAUGAAACAAUUCAAGAGAAAUUGGCUAAGGUGAGUCGAUGCCCGAUACCUGGUUAUAUCCUUCCAGCAUUAUAUCCAUUAAAACUUUAACCAACACCCUCUAAUCCAUAACUUUUGAAAAAAUCUUAUUAGAUUAUUUAAUGGCAAUGUUCUCUUUAGGAAAAGGGCAACACGGAUUCCGAGAAGACCGAGAACAACUCCACACACAUCAGUGAACUUCUUCUUCAAACUCAGAAACUGGCAGAAGAAAGAGCUGAAGGAUCUAUCGAGGAACCUGCUACUGAAGGUGACUACCUCUAAGAAGAACAGUUUAGAACUGACAGAGCUAUCCAGUAUAAGUAAAGUUCGUUUAGUUUAGGUUUCCUCCUGUAGUAACACUUGAUCAAUAAGAGAUGGUCUUUACUGGACCUCUAGAAAGAACAGUUUAGAACUGAUAAAGCUAUCCAGUAUAAAUAAAGUUAGUUUAGUUUAGGUUUCCUCCUGUAGUAACACUGCAUCAAUAAGAAUGAUCCUUACUGAACCUCUGGGGAGAGCAGUUAAGAACUGGUCGAGCUAUCCAGUAUAAAUAAAGUUAGUUUAGUUUAGGUUUCCUCCUGUAGUAACACUGGAUCAAUAAGAGAUGAUCUUUACUGGACCUUUAGGAAGAACAGUUUAGAACGGAUAGAGCUAUCCAGUGUAAAUAAAGUUAGUUUAGUUUAGGUUGCCUCCUGUAGUAGCACUGGAUCAAUAAGAGAUGACCCUUACUGGACCUCUAGGAAGAACAGUUAAGAACUGAUAAAAUUAUCUAAAUAAUAAUAUCUUAUUUUCUUCUAGUCCUAAUUCAACUCGCGGACGACUGUUUUCUAAAGGACACUGCACUCGCUUUGGCCUACCUACUUGCUUUGCCCGAGGUGAGUACUAAACAGGAAUUAUAUUGAUCAGCGAGGAAGAAAAUUGAAGUAAAGCUUCCUUAACACAACCCCAUAUUACUUGGGGCAAUAUUCAUAUCUGCAAGGUGUUUUUUUAUCUUCACAGUCGACAAAUGCGUACGAAUGUUUUGAAAAGCUUCCAAAUUCUGCACUGACCCUACAGCUCGCGUCCUACUAUUACGCUCUACAAGUUCACAGCCUGCUCAGCCCGCAAGUACAAGACACUCAGGCAUCACUUUACCUGCAUCCACCCGAACAUGUAGUAGACCACGUGAUCAACAGUAUUCGCGGCCGUGUAGAGACCGGGGAUGAUGUGAAGUUUCUCGCGUCUCAUUUAAAGAGAUAUCACACGCAACUCGCAGAUUUUGCGCAAGCCAGACUUCUCCAGGGAUUGGGACGAGGUUUGUCUAUCCGCUAAUAAUGCUAAUAAUAAUGAAAGUAACUUUUUGAAUGUCUAGUACACAUAGCGAGGGGGGGGGGGGCGUGUGGUUGCCGUAUUCACUCUAGUCGGAGGAGGCUUAUGAUACAAGUUCUUGGUAAAUAAGGGUUAGUUUUGGAUGAAUGAAAAUACCGGAGGACCAGAACCCUCAAAGCAUAUAUAUGAAUUUCUAAGUACAUCAAGUCAGAGAUUGACAGUGACCCCAGGGCUGCAAAAUAUAGCGGACCAUUGGUCCCAGAAAAUUUUUGAGAUUGGCAGAAAAAAGUGGAAGGUAAAACCGUAAGAGAUAAAAAGUCUUACAGGAAAGAAAGUGUAUUUUACUAAUUUUAGUGACAAUCACAGUUCACUUUAUCUACUAUAGAUCAUAUAGACGAAAAUACAUAUAGGCUAAUUUAUAACAUAAAAGAAUAUUUAUUCGAUAGCCAUGUUGAAAUAGGGUCUAUUUUCAACACCGAAAUGAUGUCUGAAGAUAGAAUUUUCUAGAAUGCGCUGAAUUUUAUAUAGUUGCGAUAAAAUUCUAAAAACCAUAACAUUUGCUGUCGUUCACUUGCAGAAAAUGUUUUCGUUGGCAUUGCAGCCGUGAGUGAUCCGUCCUAGAUUUUACCCAACCCCACGACCCACGGUAGCGGGAAGUAUAGUUGCGUCAGGGUGCUAUGCGUGGACAACGCACUAACCGCAUCUGUCGUCCUUAUUAAUUGCGGCCUAAACGUGUUUUAUGUUAAUUAGGAGUGGACAUCGGUCGAUUUACUCAGGAUGAAGAGUACAAGAGAGAAACCAUCCUGGGAUUGACUAUGUAUGUUGGAUGUUUCGAUUUAAUAUUUACUCUAUCUGUCUAUUUAAAUAAUUACUCGCAGAGUACACCUUGAUUUCUUGUUUUUCUUCGCUUUAGGAGUGUUGAUGAUCAGAUUUUCGAGACCGCGGUAGCGUUGGCUGAACGAUAUGACAUUUCAAAAUGGGAAAUGUUCAUGUCGCAUCUUGAAUGGCUGUUUACUGACAGCGAGUAAGUGAACGUAUAUACACGUAAACCGCACAAGUUGUUACAGAUUUGCAAACGAGGUUGUUGUCAAGCCGAUAUCAGGAUGUGUUCGCACUGCUUGUUCCCAGUUGCUGUGACAAGUCUGGAACAAAUUGUUAUCACCUUGUUAUAAAGUUGAUGGCUGAACAAGCGUGCUACAUGUUGCUCCAAUAAGACUAAUACAGACUGUUUGUACUGACAAGUUGCUACGAGCUUGUUGUCAUCAAUUUGUUAACAAUUGUUACGUGCAGACCAUGUCAGACUUGUUGGAACAACUUGUUGCGAGUCUGUUGGCCUCGUCAACCCUGUUACAAGAUGAUAACAACUUGUUCCAGACUUGUCAACAACUCGAAGCCAGCACUACGAAAACAUCUUGUUGACAAGGCUGUGAGAUUUUUCGCUUUUAUAGUUUGUUGUUUGUACGUUUUGUGUUUUGUACAGUCAUACAAUGUAACCAAAGCGUGCUGUGUUUACGUACCACAGGAGGCGUCAACGAAAUGAAUUGGAAACAAUUGAAAACAAUUUCUUUAUUAAACUUUCUCCUAUUUCUUUGUCAGACUGUCAACCAAGCAGCUUCAAGAUCGUGUCAGUGAAAGGCAAAUAAUGACAACACUCUUGGCACAACCAGAAAAAGUAAGCUAUUGGAUAUCAUUAAAAUAGAACCAGUAAAAUAUUUGACAACACAAGCAUAGUGUAAUAAAAUUAUAAAGCUUAAAUCCGCUACAGCUACUUCAAAAAUAUGUAGUCAGCUACAACUACUGUUACUUCUGAAUAAAGGUAGUUCGCUACUGACUACAGCUACAGCUUAAAAAUGUAGCGAAUUAUUUCGCUAUCUCGCUACGCUAUAUUUUUUAGUUUCACUGUAUUUGGAGCAUCUAUACUAACUCAGGCUGAAAUGUAACCUAUAACAAAUCGACUUACGAGUAGCAAAACGGUAAACACAAAGCAACAUUUUUGUAAGCACUACAGUGUUCAGGAGUGCAAUUGAGUAUUGAUUUUAAACAAGCCGUGUCUCAAUAUCAUGCUAUUCUAUCAAGUUGCUAACAAUUUUAAAAAGUAGCGAAUAGCGAUUCGCUGUUUGAAAAGUAGUCAACUACUUGGCUACUUUUAGGCAAAAUGUAGUUCGCUAUAACUACAGCUACUGUUUUAAAAAAGUAGUCAAAAACUACUGGCUACUUGAAAAUUGUAGUUCGCUACAGUAGCGAAUUUAACUACAACUACUUCGCUACUACCCACCCUUGCUUAAAUCGUUUAAUCUUAUAAGUUACACUUCUAGAACUUUUUUGGUUUAGGUAAUAAGUCGACUCCAGGAAUAUAUCUAUCCAGCAAUCGAUGGCAAACAAUUGGCUCGACUGCUCUAUUACUACAU